Molecule: messenger RNA, 610 nt
Organism: Diprion similis
Lineage: Eukaryota; Metazoa; Arthropoda; Insecta; Hymenoptera; Diprionidae
Exons: 2
Coding region: 137-595 (152 amino acids)
Source: RefSeq, a predicted model, not a curated record
CAAAAAAAAAAGUGUCGCAAUCGUUAUAGUUUAUCCACGCCGUGAACGCUAUAUAUCCAGUGGUUACAAGAGGUUGCACUUUAAACGUGUUUUCGCAUUGUACAAUCGUCAUUUGACGGAACUGGAAGAGUACAUUAUGAAGCGACUAGCGAGUCUAUUUCUGAUUAUCAUCUUGACUGCAGAAUACGCCAGUGCUGUAUCUCUGCGAAGACGGAGAGAUGCCAGCGAUGAGAGCAUGGAAAGUAGCAAUGGUGUGAACAGCGCGAUGAUGGAUCAUGUUAGGCAGCUAAUCAACCAGGUAGAAGGCUUUCCCUUCAUCGGAGACAUAGUUGAGAACGUUUUAAAUCAGGUACUACGCAUUACGAUUCAAUUGGACAAUGCAACCAACGGAGCUUUUAGUCGGAUGAUGAAUAAGGUAAUGCCAUGUACAAUUGCUGUUGAGGGAAGUACAGUGUGCAGCGGAGAUCCCAUGGUAUUACAAAUUCGUGAGUUCACUAUAAACGUGAUAAAUCAGUUCUUUCCUCCAUGGGCAAGGAUUGUGAUGACCACGGUUAUGGAUCGCAUAAAUCCUAAUAAUUUCUCUGACAACCGCUAGCCUGGCUCUGUCCAU